Molecule: messenger RNA, 243 nt
Organism: Prunus armeniaca (apricot)
Lineage: Eukaryota; Viridiplantae; Streptophyta; Magnoliopsida; Rosales; Rosaceae
Source: the annotation of a GenBank genome assembly
AUGUCAAAUUGUUGGAACCGUGGACAGCCAAAGUGCCACAAUUGCAACAAAUUUGGGUACAUUGAGAAGAACUGCAGAUUCAAGAAAGCAAACCAAGCAAAUUUUUCUGAAAGCAAGAAUGAUGAUGAUGGAAACGAAAACUUGUUCUCUACUUGUUUAUCUGCCCUUGAGGAAAAAGAAAGCAUCUGGUAUCUUGACAGUGGAUGCUGUAACACCCCGACCCCAAAUUAUCCCAUGUUUUAA